AUGUUGAUGAAGACUGCGGUGGCGGCCCUCAUGGGUCUGGCCAUGGUUGCCGAGGCUGCCUCGGUUCAUCAGUACAGGUCCCCGAUUGCGUUGGAACGACGGCAGAACAGGUUCAACGGAAAGUUCAAUGGCGGUCAGGGUGGCAACAACAACAACAACAACAACAACCAGAACCAGGGCGGGAACAACAACAACCAGAACCAGGGAGGCAACAACAACAACAACGGCAACAAUAACAAUAACAACAACAACAACAACAAUAACGGGGGCAACAAUAAUGGGGCCACCGAGACUUGCCUUGCCCCCAACGCCAUUCAGACCGGUUCGCAAUCAACCGGCCAGAACGGCGCGGUCCCCGCUGAUGGUCAGGUCAACUCUGCCACUGACAACGCCAAUUUCAUCAAUUUCUGCGCUGGCGAGACUUUGACCAACGGUCUGCAGAACAGGGAUGGCUCCUGCAACGGUAUCCCCAUGGGCAAGAUUCCCUCUGUCAAUCGGAUGGUCUCUACCGUCAUUACCAACCCCAACAAUUUUGACGAUCUGGAAGCGCUCACGACCUUCAACGUCGUUGUCAACGUGCAAAACAUGCAGCUCGGCUCCUUCACCAACGCCACGAGCACCUACUACUCGGCCCCCCAGGAUCUCAACGGCGCAGGUCAGAUCAUCGGCCACACUCAUGUCACGAUCCAGGAUACCGGUAACACGUUGAAUCCCCAAACGCCCCUUGACCCAACCCAAUUCGUCUUCUUCAAGGGGAUCAACGAUGCCGGAAACGGUCAGGGUGUGCUCCAAGCUGUGGUGGACGGCGGUCUGCCUGCUGGCUGCUACCGUUGCUGCACCAUUACCAGCGCUUCCAACCACCAGCCUAUUGUGAUGCCUGUUGCCCAGCGUGGCGCCCAGGAAGAUUGUCGUUACUUUAGCGUAGGCGGUGCCUGCGGUAAUGGCAAUGGCAAUAACAACAACAACGGCGGGAACAACAACAACGCUGGCAACAACAACGGCGGAAACAACAACAACGCUGGCAACAACAACGCUGGGAACAACAACAACGCUGGCAACAACAACAACGCUGGGAACAACAACAACGCUGGCAACAACAACAACGCCGGGAACAACAACGCUGGCCAGGGCAAGAACCAGGGCAACCAAAACAACAACGCCGGCCAAGGCAAGAACCAGGGUAACCAAAACGGCAACGCCGGUGGCAAUGCCAAUGCUGGCGACAAUGCCAACGCUGGUGGCAACGCCGGCCAGGGCAAGAACCAGGGCAACCAAAACAACAACGCCGGCCAAGGCAAGAACCAGGGUAACCAAAACGGCAACGCCGGUGGCAAUGCCAAUGCUGGCGACAAUGCCAACGCUGGUGGCAACGCCGGCCAGGGCAAGAACCAAGGAAAGAACCAAGGGGGCCAGGGCAAGCAGCAAGGCGGUCAAAAUGCCAACGCUGACGCCAACGCCAACGCUGGGGCUAAUGCUGGUGGUGCCAUUGGCGGUGUCGAGGCGCCCGCAGUAGAAGACAGUGGUGAUGCUGCCCGGCCCUUCUCGGUGAACGGCGCCACCUUCGUCAACCGGGAAGCGGCCGUGCAGCGCGCCUGCGCCAUCCAGAACAAUGGCUGCGCCAACGCUGUGAACUCAGGGCAAGCCCAGGGGGCGUCCGUUGCCGACUGCAACGCGCAAGAAGCCGCAUGCCGUGCUGCCGCCUAG
This is a messenger RNA of Canariomyces notabilis, 1704 nucleotides long. RefSeq lists its product as uncharacterized. The transcript has 3 exons. Lineage: Eukaryota; Fungi; Ascomycota; Sordariomycetes; Sordariales; Chaetomiaceae. Bases 1 to 1704 code for a protein of 567 amino acids. The record is from RefSeq and is a predicted model, not a curated record.